AUGCUCACUAAAACACUCUUCCCCGGCGUGGCCGUUGUCACCGGUGCUGGCGGAACUGGAAUCGGUGCUGCCGUUGCAAAGGCCUUCGCAGCUGCGGGAUGCGAACGCAUAGCCAUCACGGAUCUGAAUGAAACCACUCUGGAGCAGACUAAGAACGCAGUCGCCGCAGCCCAUCCGCACACACAAUUAUUAGUUCACUCUGGAAAUGUGGCCGAUGAUCAAUUCGCCGAUUCAUUCAUCAACAAAGUUGUGCAAUAUUUUGGUCGCGUGGACUAUGCUGUGAAUUGUGCUGGCGUGCUCGGUCAGCCUCUACGGUCAUCGGAAACCAGUCUUGCGGAAUUCGACCGCCUAAACAAUAUCAAUUAUCGGGGCUGUUGGCUAUCAUCCCGGGCACAGUUGAAACAGAUGGUUCGACAGGGUGCAUUACCUAGCCAUGAUUCUAGUCGUCCUCCACAGCGAGGCGCGAUUGUGAAUGUUGCCAGUCAGCUCGGCAUUGUUGGUCGGCCGAGUGCUCCAGCAUACUGUGCUUCAAAGUCUGCAGUCAUUGGUAUGACUCGGGCGGAUGCGAUCGACUACUCUAAAGACGGAAUUAGGGUGAACUGUGUAUGCCCGGGUGUCAUCGAGACCCCAAUGAUCAUGGAAAAGACCGAAGUUCGAGAAGCUAUCACCCCGGCAGCAGAAAUUGCCCCAAUGAAGAGGAUGGGGAAGCCGCAGGAGGUAGCUGAUGCAGUCCUGUUCCUUUGUUCCACACAGGCGUCAUUUGUUCAAGGCCACGCAAUGGUGGUUGAUGGCGGAUAUAUCACGGUGUAA
Messenger RNA from Penicillium cataractarum, 810 nucleotides. Its product is annotated as SDR family NAD(P)-dependent oxidoreductase. The record is from RefSeq and is a predicted model, not a curated record. Bases 1 to 810 code for a protein of 269 amino acids. NCBI's taxonomy places the organism in Eukaryota, Fungi, Ascomycota, Eurotiomycetes, Eurotiales, Aspergillaceae. The transcript is spliced from 3 exons.